This is a messenger RNA of Pocillopora damicornis (cauliflower coral), 572 nucleotides long. RefSeq lists its product as uncharacterized. The record is from RefSeq and is a predicted model, not a curated record. NCBI's taxonomy places the organism in Eukaryota, Metazoa, Cnidaria, Anthozoa, Scleractinia, Pocilloporidae.
UCUUAAACGAGGCUGAAAACGAAAUAUUUCCACCGCGUUUUAGCGCGAAAAUGUGUAAGCCUUUAAGAAUUUCGCUUUUUAAUUCGCUCAAGCGUAUAAGAGCACUGACGGUUUUAUGUCACGUAAAAAUACAACUAUUACUUGUGGCGUAUUGCGGCUUUCUCGGUUUGAACUCCAUCCUAAACCUCACUACAGCUAAAAUGAUUAAGGGAAUUGUGGUUUUCAUCCUUUUGACGUGCAUUGGAGCAUUUUGCCAACAAUUGAGCGUGGACAAAGUGAUCACCAGAGACGCCCACCAGUCAAUUCGGGCACGUUCUCUUAAGCCAAACUCUCCAUCUGGAAGAUAUACCGAGCCACGUCAAAAUUACCGUGAAGAUGACUGCUGUGUCACGAAGAAGAUAGUGCAAAAUGGAAAAAUCAAGACUCAGUGUCGCAGCGAGCAUCCUGAUUGUUUCAGUAAAUCAGAUCCAAGAAGCCCGUAUUUUGGGAUGUGCGAAACUGUGCGGAACAGUCAAAAUGAUGUAGUUGCUUGUCGAUGCGCUGCUCAAAAACGAGAUAGUAACCCUAACUGA